Molecule: messenger RNA, 1797 nt
Organism: Closterium sp. NIES-65
Lineage: Eukaryota; Viridiplantae; Streptophyta; Zygnematophyceae; Desmidiales; Closteriaceae
Source: the annotation of a GenBank genome assembly
AUGGAUGCUACUGCAGACUCUACUCCACAGAAACUUCCAUUCGACACUGACCUGGCUUUGGCAAAAGCGAUCCGUGGGUUCAAUGGAGGCAUGGGGAUGUCGGCAACGGACAUUAACACGUUACUAGGCGUGUUGCAUGAGGCCGGCUACUUGAAGCCAUCAUACAAGAACAGCGCAGGCUUGGCGAGGUAUGAGAAGGCCUUACUGGCGGAAGCUACGGGCACGGUGGAAUGGAGAGCGGCGGAGGUGGUGUUGAGCAACGGCAUGAAAGUCACAGUGCACGUAAGCUCCAUGGUGGAGGCUUUGAAGGCGAUGUAUUCGGAUAGCGCGAACAAAGACGGCUUUGUGGUGAAACCGGCAGCGGUUUACACGUCCGACAAGAAACAACGGAUAUACGCGGGGCCCGAGACAGGAGAUGGAUGGAUUAAGAUGCAAGAGGAAUGCCCGAGGGGUGGCGUGAUCGCAGCGUGCAUUCUGUACAGCGACGGGACGAACCUGAGCAACGAUGGGCGUGUUACGGGACAUCCGGUGGCCUUGUGGGGAUUCAGAGGUGGACAUUCGCUUGUCGGCAAUCCGUAUCGUUCUUUACUGGUCGAGGUGAUGCACGCUUUGGACCUUGGGGUCUUCUUGCACAUCAUCUCGUGCAUUCGAGCGUAUUACGCACGAGAUCGCGAGUUCCUUCGUACGCUCGACAUCGAGUUGCAGCGGAUUGCCACCGACACCCGCAUCUCGUGUUUCAGGAUUCCAUCGUCGGAGAAGGGGGGUUAUUUUGCGGGUGCUGCGCGGUUUCAGGCGUUUGAGCAUCGUGCGGUGAUGCAGGUGAUCACAGUUGUGCUCGCCAACUGUGGCGUGCCGAACUCGAUCGUUGGUGCGGUGGCGGCAUUCGUGGAUUGUUACAUGCUUGCUUCACGGCGUUGGUAUCACACCACGAAGACGUUGCAAGAACUUGAUGCUGCCAUCAAGAGGUUGAUUCCGCUCUUGAAGGAUGUGUUCGCGGGCCUUCAAAAGUCGGAGUUCGACAUCACCAAGGUGCAUUCGCUGGCACACGUUGUGGAGGACAUCAUUCGAUCGGGCGUGCCGAUGCAUUAUAGCGCCAACAUGUACGAGUACCUUCAUCAACCGCUAGUGAAGCGCGCGUACCGUGCAAGCAACAAGAGGGAUCCAAUCCCUCAAAUUGCGAUGGAGAGUGGUCACAACACGCUUGCAGCCACUAGCUUCAGUGUAAGCUGGAAGGAAAGCAUUGCGGAUGGGUGUGACAAGUGGAAAGCGCAUGCGUUGGCCGCGCCAGGUGACAUGACCAAGCUCAAAGGCCUGUUGGAAGGAACAGCGGAAGAAGGCGAGGUACUGAACAGAACGAUACGCGUGAAGAACGGCAUGGCUAUUCCCGGGGACGAGGACUUCACCAAGUACUCCAGUCAGACACACUAUGUGCGAGCCUGCGCGUCUUUCGGCGACAAACCAUGGUUCAGCGACGUGGCAGUGCUUGGUGAAGAGGAGGUUGCAGCUGCAGGGGGUGAGAUCACAAAGCGCAAGGUGAUUUGGUAUGCGAGGCUGCUGCUGCUUUUCACCAUCGACGUGUACACGCCACUUACAGAGGCGUUUACCAAGCGUGCGUACGCUUUUGUACGCUAUUUCAGAGCCACUGGUGCGGUGCACGCAUCAAAGUGUCCGGUGUAUGCUUGGGAGGCAGGUGAGAACGAGUACCAACUGCUUGAGCUUGAUAACAUUCUGCGCGUAGCUCAUAUGGUUAAGCUUAGUGAGGGUCGCUUUGUGAUGAACAAGUUCAAAUUUUAUUAA